Anguilla anguilla (European eel) is the source of this 4947-nucleotide messenger RNA. It is a transcript of the gene tefa, whose product is annotated as TEF transcription factor, PAR bZIP family member a. NCBI's taxonomy places the organism in Eukaryota, Metazoa, Chordata, Actinopteri, Anguilliformes, Anguillidae. Gene Ontology annotation, biological process: regulation of transcription by RNA polymerase II. Bases 1687 to 2703 code for a protein of 338 amino acids. The transcript has 5 exons. Gene Ontology annotation, cellular component: nucleus. Gene Ontology annotation, molecular function: RNA polymerase II cis-regulatory region sequence-specific DNA binding; DNA-binding transcription factor activity, RNA polymerase II-specific. The record is from RefSeq and is a predicted model, not a curated record.
AAUCAUUGAGUCACGGUGAACUAGAAUAAUUACUUCCAGCAGUUGGAUAAUGAAAUGCGUGAAGCUUAGUUUAUUUGGGGAAACGGAUCUGUAGGAAAUAGGUUGUUAAGAUGAGAAAUCAGAGCCUGUCCUUUUUUUCUGAAACUUUGAUGUAGGUUUCAUGGUAGAAGAACACGGGAGAAAUGUUCUGCUUAGUACAUUAUGUUCUCUGCACUUCAACCACACUUGCAGGCACGCAGGCGCACAACUGCACAGUUAUUACUCCGCGUGUCUGUUUUGAGAAUAUUUCUUAUAAUUUGGGUAUUUGGCGAGUAUGUGCCAGCUUUAAUGUGGAAUUUUAAGUGGUAAUCGUUUCUGUGUUAAUGUGCGUCAUAAUUUUCAUUGCUUUAAAUAUUUACUGCGUUGUGUAUUUAUUUGUGUAUAUAGACACAAUGAUAAAAAGUUUACUCGAAUAUGUAGUAUGCUGGCAUUUUAGGUGCGUAUUAUAAUUUAGGUUUUCAUAUUUAUGGCGCAGUAUUUUGUUUUUUGUUUUUUAAUCGUUGAAAGGUCGUUUCUGGUGUAACAAUAAUCGCCCUUCAGCUUUCUGUGCCCUUUCGGUGCCACUCUUGGAUGACAAGCAUUUUCUCCAAAAACUACGAUUUCAUCACCCAAAACGUAUUCAAAGUCACAAUGACCAUGCAAAAAAUUAAAAUAAACCAACGCAAUAACUCUUCCUCAGACAACAUGUGUGCCGACGCCCCGCCCCAUACGUGGCGCGCGCAUAAUAAAUCCACCCCCGGUGUACCGCCCCUUUGUUGUCACGCAGAGACAGCACGUUCGCGGGCGUGUGAGCGACUUGCAGUCUUGGAUUAGCAAAAUAGCCUACGUAAAUUAGGCUGCAACUGAAAGAACUGACUACUGUAUCAUGUCCCUGUUUUGUGUUGUUUAUAGCCAUCUGUCGCAUGCAUUACAUAUUAUUCAACAAAAUGAUGACGAAGCGUGGGAUUUUUGAUAAACCGUAGCCUAAAUAAAGAUAAUUUGUACACCACUCCAGUUUUCCAACUACAUUGUUUGUUGUGAUGUUACUGCACGACAGAAACGAUUCGGGUGAGAGUCUAUACAGUUAUAAUGUCGUUAAAAAGCCACGUAACAUACGUAAACAUUAAUUCACACGAAAACAUAUGCAAUCCCCAAAUAAAUUGCAUAGGCUAGGCUACUUGACAUGAGUAUUGGGAUUCUAUAUUAUUUCAGUUGCGGUCACUAAUCAACGGGUACCCCAACACGUAUGAAUGAGUCUCCUCGUUGACCAAUGGGCUUUCAGAGUAUGAAAAGAUACUCCUUCCUUUGCCUUUAUUAUUCGUGUGGCUGGACCACAAGCGACAUAUCCGCAUUUAGUGAGCGAGUAGAGAGAGGUGCGGUCUCUCAUGAAUACCAAAACGGUGUUCAGUAGCAACCCGGGGAACUGGGUCAGACAGGCGUCAGGCGCGUGAGAGUGGCAGUACGACUGUGCUAAUAGACGUUUUGGCUCGGCUGACUUUAGCAGAAAAGGAUAUACCGACAUAAGCAUUAAAUUGGCUUUUAGAAUACAUAGUAAAUAUAAUUACAGAAAGAGAUAUUGGACGCUACGCCUUGUGGGUAGUAAUCUCCCCGAAGAAUAUUGGUUUUUGUUGAAUUGACUUAAGGCAGCGAGGUGCUGUCUUAAAAACAAUGUCUGUGGAUUCGACGGUCACCGUCGUUUUGGACUCGGGUCCUCCGAGUUCGUUUCCCGUUGUAUUAAAGAAGAUCAUGGAAAAUCCCCCUCCGAAUAUACUUGAAGAGGGAAACGAAGAGAAAGACAAAGACAAGCUGUGCGAGCCUAGCGACGGAGACAGCGGGGAAGGGGGGGUCAGCGGCGGGAUGGGUCCGUCGGCCGCCCUGACCCCCGCCAUCUGGGACAAGACCAUCCCGUACGACGGGGAGACCUUCCACCUGGAGUACAUGGACCUGGACGAGUUCCUGCUGGAGAACGGCAUCCCGGCGUCCAUGGAGGAGGAGCUGCAGAAGAGCCUGAGCAAGGACGGCCCCGCCCAGGCCGAGGCCAAGGCUCCGCCCACCUCCUCCUCCAGCCCCGCCCCCGCCAAGGAGCCCCCCGUCACCCGGACGGCGCUGACCACGGUCAGCCUCCUCCCCAUCGUGCAGCUGGAGCAGGAAGAGGAGGAGCUGGUGACGGUGACCGUGUCCGAGUCGGGCGACGGCGCCAGGGCAGCGGGCAGCGCAGAGGAGAGCCCCAAGCGGGAGUGCGUGACCCCCACCCCGAUCGACCCCGACGAAAUAGAAGUGGACGUGAACUUCGAGCCGGACCCCACGGACCUGGUGCUGUCGAGCGUGCCGGGCGGCGAGCUGUUCAACCCGCGCAAACACCGCUUCUCUGAGGACGAGCUGAAGCCGCAGCCCAUGAUCAAGAAGGCCAAGAAGGUGUUUGUGCCCAACGAACAGAAGGACGAAAAGUACUGGCAGAGGAGGAGGAAGAACAACGUGGCGGCCAAGCGCUCGCGGGACGCCCGCCGGCUGAAGGAGAACCAGAUAACGGUGCGGGCCGCCUUCCUGGAGCGCGAGAACACCGCGCUGCGACAGGAAGUGGCCGAGCUGCGGAGGGACUACGGCCGCUGCAAGAACGUGCUGGUCCGCUACGAGGACAAGUACGGGCCGCUUGCCCCAAUACAGACAGAGGAGGACGACCUGUAAACCUUUAUUAAUUUGUUUUUUUUUUGUGGCGAGGGGCAAAAAAAAAACAGACGGUAAAGACGUGGCAGUGGAGACACGGAGCAGAGAUGGCAAAAGAGACGAGUACAGGAGUAUGAAUGAGUUUUAAAUAAGCGUUUCUUGUUUUGUUUUUUUACUUAACACUUCCUACGUGUGUGUGUUUGUGUGUGAAUGAGAAGCGUGCAGCUUCUCCUGUAUAUAAACAGUUCUUAACACACCACGCGUUUGCAUUUCUAUGCUGAUGCUUUGUAUUCUUAUCAAAUGUUAGUCAGAUGACUGGCAGUGGUGAAGAGAGAUACUGAGUACAUUUUUAUUGUGACGGAGAGAGUUAUAAAAAUAAGAUUCGUGGAAAGGCACUUAUUUUUAAAAAAAGAAAAAUGGCAAUAACUUGUUCAUGAGUCAGUUUGGUUUAAAUGGGAUUCCUCUGUGUUUACUUGUUUUUGUGAUUUUGACAAGGAGGUGGACAUUCUGUUACCAGAAUAUGUGGUGUUAUAGUGGAUAAGUGGAUUGAGUCAGACAAGUGUUUUCUUAUUGGAGACAUUACUGGCAUAUGGAACAAACCACCACUCAGAGAAGUCGAUUUAGACUGAUAAAGCACAGGAGAUCUGUGUGUCUGCAUAUUUAAAUCUUUCUGUCAUGUACUUCAUACACACGUGCAUCAUAUAUACAGAACCUUUGCUGAUAGACUUGUUGGUCAGAUUGUAAAUUUUGUCAACGGGUAUAAGCAGUCAAUCGUUUUCACUCAUAAAUCCAAGUUACACGCUUCUUGUUUUAGCUCAAAAAAGUAUAGUAUAGUCAUAAGUUACAGCAUUUGUACAUAAUCAGUCUUUUUUUAUUUUUGUGAAAAGAAAAGCAGGAAUACCAUGUGAUGUCAGAUGAAUAACUCCCUUCAAUGUAUUGGUUUUCAACUCAGUUUUGUUUUCUACGUAAAACUUGAAUUUAACUUUAAUUUAUUUGAAACCUCGCCAAUUGUGUAGAAUAUCUUAUUCUUUUAAGAGCAGAAAGACUUCUUCUGAAGCUCAGAGUACAGUGCAUUCAAACAACCGGGACCGGGGUUGAGAACCAGUCUGUGGCUAUAGCAAGCGGCCAGUCUCUCAGUCGCAGUUUCAUGCAAACUGGACGUGCCAGUUUAACCAGGACCCAAACCUUCAAGUGUCUUCAGCCAGUUUGGCACAACACUCAGUCCACCUGUUUACACUGGGAUCACAUCAGAACAUAUCAAACUCCAAAAAAAAACUAUUAUCAGGGUCCAUUCACUGUUAUUGUAAAGCUCUGCUUUAUAUUAAUUCUCCUAUCAAGUACCUCUUCGUGAGAAUUGUCCUGUGAUUCUGAAACAGUAAGGUUGUCUUUUUGUCACACCUGUAAAAAAUGUUGUAAAAGUGCAAUUACAAUGCUUCCAGGCUGUUUCCUUGGCAAAUUUAGCAGUAUGUGUCUCCAGUUAGCCUAGUAGCUGUAAAGAAAUAUUAAAAAUGCAGUUGUAGGAACACUUAUGACAAAAAUCUAAACGAGCGCCUAAAUACAAUAUAACACUGCACAUACUCAUGUCGAUGAUUAAAUGGAAUUUAUAGUCUCACACAAUAGAAAUUCCUGAUAAGAAAAAUAGUUUGCUUUGCUGUGCUAUUAGUAAUUAAAGAUCACUCUGACAGGAAGUUCUGUUCCAUGUGUAGGCAAAGGCAACAUUCAGCAUUCAGAGCCUUGUCAUAUGGCUUACGUGCAAAUGGCAAAAAUGUGUUUUCUCACAGCGACUGUGCAUUUAGCAUUGUAGCCAGACUGAAAACCUGGUUUAAUGCGCAACAAAUUAGAGCUUUGGACAAUUGUUGUUUGAUCAAGCGAUUCUCCUAAUUGGGGUUGUUUUAUGUAAAUGUAAAAGCAUUUCCAUCGUGAUUUUCUUGAUCAGACCGUUUAAAAUAAUGUGAUGUGUCAGUUCUUAAAUACUGUCAUACGGUGUCACUUCAAGGCUACAAAAACUACCUAAAUAUGGUGACCAGAUUGUUGAGACAUUGACAAUUGAGAAAAUGGCUCCAUGUAACUGUUAUGCAAGUCAUUUCAGAGAAUGUUGGCUGUUGUGAAUUUGAGUAAAUUCUGUGAAAUGGUCACAUACUUUCAUACAAUAAAGUACCUUUAACCAAUAGCAAAAUAUAGCACCAAUCUCAAGCUGUUUUGACUAUUUUGCCAUGAAAGCUGUAAUGUUAUAGCAAAUAAACUUUCAUAGUAAUGCCUUGUAAA